Molecule: messenger RNA, 3138 nt
Organism: Humulus lupulus (European hop)
Lineage: Eukaryota; Viridiplantae; Streptophyta; Magnoliopsida; Rosales; Cannabaceae
Product: receptor-like protein EIX2
Exons: 2
Coding region: 1-2802 (933 amino acids)
Molecular function (GO): protein binding
Source: RefSeq, a predicted model, not a curated record
AUGACGAUGAUCAGAGUUUUCGUUCUUUUGUUUGUCGUAGCCACGUGUCAUGUAUGGAGUACGAGCAGCAGUGUUGAUGGACAAUGCAUAGAGAAGGAGAGAGAAGUCCUUGUAGGCUUUAAGCAAGGCCUUGUCGACGAAUACAACGUUCUAUCAUCCUGGGCAAGCACCGGCGGAGAUUGUUGCACUUGGAGAGGAAUCAGGUGUGAUAACUCAACUCAUCAUAUUAUUGCUCUUGAUCUUCCUGCUCAAUCUAAUGAACAAAUAUUGAGUGGUCAAAUCAGUUCUUCGUUGGUUGAGUUACAACAUUUGAGCUACUUAGAUCUCAGUUACAAUAAUUUCACUAACAUUCCCGAGUUCAUUGGCUCUUUGUCUAGACUCACAUAUCUCGACCUUUCAUAUAAUAUUAUUGUCGGAAUCAUUCCUUCCCAACUUGGGAAUCUGACGAGGUUAAAGUACCUCGAUCUUGACGGUGUCCCUGGUUAUGGUCAGUUGAUUGGUAAUAGUCUUGAAUGGCUUUCUCAUCUCAAUUCUCUUCAAUACUUUGGGCUUGGAAAUACUGAUUUGACCAGAGCCACAAAUUGGUUUCAAUCAUUCAAAACAGCAUCCUCCCUAUCAUUUUUGGCAUUGUCUAAUUGUGUAUUACCACAAGUAGAUAUCUCAUCUCUUUCGCAUUCCAAUUCAUCCUCUAAUUCUCUCACAGAUCUUUCCAUUGUGAAGAGUUCCGUACACCCCACAACAGUUCCUUGGUUGCUCAAUAUCAGCACCAGUCUCGUUAAUCUUUCACUAUCUGAUAGUGACAUUAAAGGAGCUCUUCCAAAUUCUUUUGAAAACAUGAGAUAUCUCAAGAAAAUUGAUUUGUCGGCCAAUGAAUUCGAAGGUGGAAUACCAAAAUCGUUGGGGAAUCUUUGCAGUCUUGAAUUUCUAUGGUUGGAAUGGAACAAGUUCAACACAACACUUGGUGAUGUUUUAAAAAGCGUCGACGGCUGUGCUAGAAACUCAAUGCGUAUUAUGGAUCUGAAUGGGAACAACCUAAGAGGUUCUUUCCCUGAUGAUUCGAAUACAUUUCCGCCCCGUCUACAAUAUUUAAGCAUCUUUGACAACUACCUCGAAGGACCCAUACUGACCAAUCUUUCAGUGUUGUCAGACCUUAGAGUAUUGCUUGCCAAUCAUAACAGGUUCAAUGGCACUAUACCUGAAAGUAUUGGUGAGCUCCAAUAUCUCGAGGAUUUUGAUUUCUCUUAUAACAAUUUCUCUGGCCUUGUCUCAGAAGUUCACUUCCGUAAACUUUCCAAUCUAAAGGAACUGUACUUAUCUCGGAACAUGUUAACAUUGAAAUUCGAUCCCACUUGGGUUCCACCCUUCGACCUACUCUCCGUUAAGUUGGUGUCCUGCAACUUAGGUCCUCAGUUUCCCAGAUGGCUUCGAAACCAAACAAAUAUUUCUAUUCUUGAUAUUUCAUACAGCGAAAUUGAUGAUGUUAUUCCUGAUUGGUUUUCCAACCAUGCUUCCAAACUGAUGGUUCUAGAUCUACACAAGAAUCAAAUUCAUGGCCCAAUCCCACACUAUCUGUCUAGUGUGCAAUUGUUACAUCUCUCUGAUAAUCACUUUGUUACUAUCAAAGAUUUUGGUUGUCAAGCAGUGUCCAACAAAACAGAACAUCUUGAUGUUUCUAAUAACUUGUUAUUCGGAAGCAUCCCUGAUUGUUGGGGGAACUUGAAGUCUUUGAAGUUUCUCAUGUUAAACGACAACAAUUUGUCUGGAGGGAUCCCAAGCUCAAUGGGCUUUUUGAAUAAAAUUCAGUAUUUAAGUCUGAGGCACAACAACUUAUCGGGAGCUUUACCUUCGUCAAUGAAGAAUUGUGCAAAUCUUCAGUUUCUUGAUUUGGAGGAGAAUUCGUUGGAAGGAGAAAUACCAACAUGGAUGGGGGAAGGACUUAGAAAUUUGAUCAUCCUUGGCCUUAAAUCAAAUAAAUUUUAUGGAAGUAUACCAUCAAAUUUAUGCCACAUUCGUUCCAUUCAAAUUUUAGACCUUUCAAUGAAUGAUCUCUCUGGAGAUAUUCCUUCGUGCAUAAACAAUUUUACUCAUAUGAUGGAUAAUAGUACUCAAAAGAUGUUGUUUACCCAUAUGUAUGUUAUCAAGAGGAGGUCUGGUACGAUGGUCUAUAAUUUUAAUGAUAUAGCUGAAGCAAAAAUUAUGUGGAAAGGAAAAUAUUACCAGUUUCAGAGAACUUUGCAGUUAUUGAAACUCAUCGAUCUGUCAAGCAAUAAACUCUCUGGUCAAAUACCUGAAGAACUGACUAGUCUGGUUGAAUUGGUUCAACUAAACUUAUCAAGGAACCAUUUAUAUGGACCAAUUCCAAGGGAGAUUGGUAAGAUGAGCAACCUACAAGCACUGGAUUUCUCCAACAACAAUCUUUCAGGUACAAUUCCCACAAGCUUCGAGAAGCUAUCGUUUUUGGCCAACCUGGAUUUGUCAAAUAACAAAUUCUCAGGAAGAAUCCCUACGGCCACUCAACUGCAAAGCUUUAAUGCUUCUUCAUUCAUCGGAAACAUUGGACUUUGUGGUAAUCCUCUACCAAACUCAUGCUCCGAAAGUAACUCACAUCAUUCAACUAACAUUGGUGACAGUGUUCUUAGAGAUGGUAAAGAAUGGUUUGACAUGCCAUGGCUUCAAAUGGGAUUUGGAGCUGGAGUUGGAGUUGGGUUCGCUGGAGUUUCUGGUUAUUUUUUGUUCAAUAUUUCUUGGAAACAAGCCUUUUUCCAAUUCUUAAAUAAAGUGAAAUUUGUUCUACAUGGAUGAAACCAUUUUUGUCAAAGCAGUUAAGGUGAAGAGCAGGUUUUCUAGCUAGCAGAAAAUAAGUGAAUUAAUAAAGAACUUGUUCAUCGUGGGCAAUGGUGUUGGUCUUACAUCAAAUGAGGUGGAGCAAGCGGCUUUAAGAUGGUUUGAAGUGUUCAGAGUUGAAAUAGUAAAUAUAUGUCUCAGUGUGAAGUUUUUCCAUUAUGCUACAUUAUAAGUUUCAUAGAAUGGGUGCUGGUUACAGCUGAUUGAUUACUUUAAUAUUAAUGAUCUAUAUUUAUAAUUGUUAAUUAAUAUUUUUAAAAAUAAAUUUUGAUUUCUUCAAAAUUUUGGAAGGCA